Messenger RNA from Miscanthus lutarioriparius, 1101 nucleotides. Lineage: Eukaryota; Viridiplantae; Streptophyta; Magnoliopsida; Poales; Poaceae. The record is from the annotation of a GenBank genome assembly.
AUGGCCUCCCAGCAACAAAGGGGGAUCGCCCGCCAGUCCGCAUGGCCGGAUCUCCCGCCGGAGCUGCUUGAGCGCAUCGUCGCCGUCCUCGCCCCGCGCGACCGCGUCGCCGUCCGCCUCGUUUGCGCCUCCUGGCGCGCGUGCGUGCGGGAGUUCUUCCCGACCGACCUCCCAUUCGAGGCUCCGCGCCUCCUCCUCCGCCGUCCGGGCACCGGCGGCUGGCUGGCCUUCUUUAGCCUCCAGCACCGCAAGAUCCUGCCUUUCAUGCUCCCGGCGAACCUGAGCGCCGGACGCUGCUGCGGCCACAUCGGCGGCUGGCUCGCCAUGGCCUCGGACGCCGACCGCUCGAUCCUCCUCUGCAACCCCGUCUCCGGGAAAUCCGUCGCCUUGCCCCCGCCUCCGGUGUUCCCCGUGUCAAAGAUGGUGCUCUCCGGGCCCCCGACCUCCGGAUGCUGGGUCGUCGCCGCGCUGGGCCGCACAGGCACAAUCGUGCUGUUCCAGCCGGCUGUGUCUGCCGCUUGGAUGACCAUCGGCGUCAACGAGGGCGCCCAACACGGCGGGUUUAGGGACAUGGCCUUCUGGAGCGGCCGCCUGUGCGCGCUGGGCCACGACGGGGCGGUCCUGGCGUUCCGUGGCGACCUCCGCGCGCGCGCCGCGGCGGUGUCGCUGCUGCGUGAAGCGGAGCACCCGGUGGGCGCGCUGGAGGCGGGGCACUGGCGGGUGUACCUGGUGGAGGGCGACGGGGAGCUGCUGGUGGUGAGGAAGCUGUACAUGGUGCGGCGGAACAGCGAGGCGGUGGACCUGGCGGUGGAGGUGCACGUGCUGUCGUCGGCUGCGGAGCGCAAGUGGGAGCUGGUGGAGGAGAUGCCCGGGCGGGCGGUGUUCGUGGGGUCGGUGGUGUCCACGGCGGUGCCCCUGGAGCUGUACCCGGCGGCCGGGCUGCGGGAGAGCUGUGUCUACUUCGCGCGGCGGGAGGUGGAGAUGCUGGCGCCGCACGCCAUCUGCGAGUACUCGAUGAUGGACGAGGAGAUGAGGACCGUGCCCAUCGCCGGUGGCCACUCCGCCGACGUGGAGCCCGUGUGGAUCACCCCGUUCGUCUGA